UUAGAUAAGUUAGAAGUUUGACAGGUCAGGUUUCUAACAGAAUGCACAGAAAGUCAUUAUUUUGACAGAAAGUCAGACUUUUGAGAUAAUGUCUGAUUUUAUUUAUUUAUUUAUUUAUUUAUUUAUUUUACAUACUGCUGCUGCCGCAAAUAAAGAAAAUAUCUAUUAUACUUUUUUUUUUUUCCAACCUGCCGGAAAUCACCCUGUAGUGUCUCUCUAAAUUUAAACGGAAACCUGUUUGAUCAGAUCGCAUCCCCAGUGUCCCACACUGCCUACUAUAGCGUAGUGUGUGUGUGUGUGUGUGUGUGUGUGUGUGUGUGUGUGUGUGUGUGUUUCUCCGCUGUGUAUAGUGCACUAGGACUCGGGUUUGGAAUUCAGCCUUCAGAGCUCAAACGGCAACAAAGGACGUUGUCAUAGCAACCACGCGCGUUCUACAGCCUGCUUUGUAAACAAACGCUGAAGAAGCUGGUGAGAGUUCUCCCAAGGUUCUUCAUCAUCGUUAUCAUCAUCAGCACCAACAUGCCGCUCCUGAUCAGUGAUCACACCUGGAGCCAGACCGAGAGCACGGUGUGCGUCCGCGUGCCGUUAAAAGCCGUUAAACCGGGGAAAGUGGACGUUACGUGCACGGAGGAGUAUCUGAAGGUCAGUUUCCCUCCGUUUCUGUUCGAGGCCUUCUUCUUCGCGCCGAUAGACGAAGAGAAAAGUGUGGCGAAAAUCGGAAACGGCGUGGCGCUUUUCACACUGCCCAAAAAGACUGCAGGCCUCUGGGAGCAGCUCAGUGUAAACAUCGGGAAAGACAAACAGAAAGAGAUUCGAGAAGGAGCCGUCAUCAAGAGCCAGAAGAAGGCGAUGGAGAAAGAGGAAGAGAAAGUCCUGAGGAUUCAUCAGGAGAGGAAGUACACACUGGAGACCACGAUGAAGAUCGAGGAAGAGGAGCGAGCGAGAAUCCAGAGGAUGAAGGACGAAGAGUGUGCGAGAGCCUUAAAGGAGCUGGAGUCCUGGAAAGAGAAGCAGAAGGAAGCGGAAGAGGAAGAAGAGGCUCGACGAAGGCUACAGGAAGCAGCCGAGCAGGAAACGAAGCAAGUUCAUCAGCGCAGAAAGCCUGAGAAGGUUAUAGCACCUGUACGAAACCCGAGCAGAGCUGAAGGUGAGAUGAGCAGUGGGAAAAAGUCCAGACAGGUGGAUCUUCCUGCUCCGAGAUCAACAAGCUGCUUGAAGGUCAGCUUCACCCCUCGGGUCUUGCCCACGCCCUCACGAGAGUCUUACAUCCCACAGGAAGAAGAGUGGCUCAGGCAGCAGGCCGAGGCGAGACGGGCGGUGAACGCUGAUCUGGCUGAGCUGGAUGAUCUGACGGAGGAGGAGAGAAACCCUGACUGGCUCAAGGAUAAAGGAGAUAAAUUCUUCGCCGCUGGGAACUACCAGGCCGCGGUCAACGCCUACGACCUGGCCAUCAGACUCAACCGCCGGAUUCCUGCUCUGUUCUCCAACCGAGCAGCAUGUCAUCUGAAGCUGAGAAACCUGCACAAAGCCAUCUGGGACAGUUCUCAGGCUCUGGAGCUGCUCACGCCAGCCGUCUCUGCUAACGCUGCAGCCCGGAUGAAGGCCCACGUGAGGAGAGGAACCGCUUUCUGUCAGCUCGAGCUCUAUGUAGAAGGGCUUCAGGACUACCAGGCUGCUCUCAGGAUCGAUCCACACAACCAGGCUCUGCAGGCAGACACGGAGAAGAUCCGGGAGAUCGUUCAAGGCACCAGACCGAGCUCAAAAUGACUAGGGAAAAGUCCGUUCCGAUGCUUACCGAGUCCUAAACAUGAAUGAUGGCGUGUUUUAUCUUUUAUAAUACCAGCAGUGUUCCCUUUCGAAGGGGUCUUCACGUUGCGUUUAGCAUAACACUAUGGGAGCACCUCUCGCGCGUGACUGGUAUCUGAAGCUUGUGUAAAAUCAUGCCUAUUUAUAGGCCUGCCGUGAUAAUAUAUAAAUAUGGCGCCUGUGAACCGCGCCGUCAGCCUCUAUUAUCUUAAGCGAAAGACUGCAUGUCGUUUGUCUGUGUAAAGAAACAAAAAGACGCUUCAUUUCCUGUCUAUCUCUUCUCAAAAUCUCAGAACUUUUCUAUCCCUUAAAAAAAAAGAAAAGGAAUGAGCGAGAGAGAAAAAUAUGAGUCAGAGAAUUCACGUGGGUUACGGCUUGCUCACGUUUCAUCACGGGGAAUAGUGCACAUAUAUGUAUGCAUGUAUAUAAUCUUUGUUAAAUAUAGGUGUGCAGCAAUAUAUACAUAUUGAUAAACCUGUGUUGUGUUUGGAAUUGUUUGAUAUCCAUGACAGCAGAGUAUUUUUGUGAAUUUUUCUAACAAAAGAUCCAAAGGUUCAACAAUAAAGACAAUUUUUC
Molecule: messenger RNA, 2382 nt
Organism: Ictalurus punctatus (channel catfish)
Lineage: Eukaryota; Metazoa; Chordata; Actinopteri; Siluriformes; Ictaluridae
Gene: dnaaf4
Product: dynein axonemal assembly factor 4
Exons: 9
Coding region: 520-1767 (415 amino acids)
Biological process (GO): outer dynein arm assembly; heart development; cilium movement
Molecular function (GO): nuclear estrogen receptor binding
Source: RefSeq, a predicted model, not a curated record